This is a messenger RNA of Paramecium sonneborni, 857 nucleotides long. NCBI's taxonomy places the organism in Eukaryota, Ciliophora, Oligohymenophorea, Peniculida, Parameciidae. The record is from the annotation of a GenBank genome assembly.
AUGAGAGGAUUGCUCCUAAAGUUUAAAUUUACUGAGCAAAUCUCAUUAUCGUAAACUUUAUAAAUCAAGAGAUUCUAUAAAGAAGCUAAAAUUGAGAUGGCAUUAGGAGUAAUCAAUUCACAUCAUUAAUGGUUAAUCAAGGUAUAUAAAUUUAUUUAGAUCUUUAGCUGGAUGGGAAAACAGUGAAAACACCUUCAAAGAAUGAAUUGAUUUUACCCACUCCUUAAUUAGCUUAAUGUAUUGCUGAUGAAUUUAAUUCACAAAAGGAAUUUGUGCAAUCUAAUACAAUGCCAUUAAUGACUUUGGCUAGAAAUGCUGUUGAUAUUGAAGCAGAUGAAACAAUGAGAGAAUUUAUGGAACAUUCAAUAAUUAGUUAUUUAGAAAGAGAUACUGUAUUAUUUAGAGAGCAUUCUGAAUCUGAACUUUAUGAGAUAUAAAGAAAUAAAUUAGAUCCUCAAUUAAAAUAAUUUAAUAGAAAAUUUGGUAUGCAUUUAAAGGUUAAUUUUGGUAUUGAUGUUGAACCUUUAAAAUAAUAUGACUAAAUGAGAAUUGAAACCAUUCUUAAUGAAUUGAGUAGUUGGCAAAUUGUAAGUUUGGAUUCCUAAGUUGGUAUACUUUAAAUUAUAAUCAGAAAAUCUAAAAUCAUGUAUUUUAGCUUUGUAAAUUUGGAACAAUCAUUUAACCAUAAAAGAAGCUGUACAAUUAUCUAGAAUUGAAGAAGAUUAUCAAAUUGCCUUAAAUGGAAAAAUUGAAGGACAUCAUGAUAUAGAUGAAAGUACUAUUCUUGCUAAUAUAAAUGCUGCCAAACUUUUUACAUAAUUAAUUCAAAUCCAAAGUAUUACUUAUUGAUAUUGUGG